AUGGUUACCGAAACACAAGUCACAUCUGCAAAGGCACCCAAAGCGCGCGUUCGCGUCGUGGAAGGCUCGUGCUGGCCCUGCAAAAAGCGACGUAUCAAGUGCGACCUCGCCAAACCGAUAUGCUCCCGCUGUGUCAAAGUUGGCGCGGCAUGCGACUACAACCAGCGUCUCAUCCGUUGGAGCACUCGACCUGCUGUCACGGUGCCGGCCAUUUACCAAAUCUCUACGGCAGAUGAGCAACUUGCCGGCUCCCUUGCUGUCUAUGAAAAGCGGUCCCUGGAUUACUUUCACGGCCGUUUCUGGCCCUUGCUCACGACAUCGACAAAACCAUGUGCCCCACCAACUAUGAUUGCACUACGGCAUCGCGUUGUGCUUCUUGCGACGUGUGUUCUCGCAGACUCGCAUCGGUGGCUUCAAGAUGGGAGGAAUAGUAGGAGUAUUCUGAAUGUCAAGAGGGCUGAAUGUUUAGCUGCGCUGAGGGCGGAAGUUGAUGGCUGUUGUUCCAAGGAGGAUGGAUCCUUGCAGACGUUACUUUUUGCGGUACUUCUACUUUAUUUCCACGACGGGUUCCUCGAGUGCGCGCAGACAUCGUCAUCAACAUCAAGUCACAGAGAUGGGGUACUGGCUAUCAUUAACCAGCUAGGCGGCAUGACAGCGGUCCUGGGAACAGGACAAGAUCCUCUUCACAUGAUGCUAUCAGAAUUCGCGACUACCGAUCUCACGAGAGCAAUACUAACCGGCCAGCCCCCAUCUUUCCCACCAACCAUCUGGGAAGUUGUCGACCGAGGUCCAGUCUGGUGGGGACGAGACACGCAAGGAUACUGUUCAUUAUCAACAGUAUUCCAGGAAAUGUCCAGCAUGGCGUUUUACAUCCAGUCAACGACAAAUAUGACCGAAGAAUUCUCCAUCGAAAGAGUCCGUGUUUAUGAAGCCGCUCUUCGACCAACCUAUGCUCCGCUCGCCGUGGAAGAUGUAUCAUCGCCGCGCGCUUCACCCGUCGAUCAACCACCAAUCGAGUGUGACAAAGAAUCGGCGCAAGCAUAUAGUCUUGUGCGCCUAUUUCAACACGCUGCAUUAAUCUACCUGUACCGCGCUGUCUGUGGCCUCCCAGCGAACCAUCCUCUCGUGCAACAACACACGCAGUCCUGUCUCGAUUCUAUCUUUAGCAUCCAAAAGCCAUCCAAAAUUCUCAACUGUGCGGUUCUACCUAUCUGUAUAGCAGGUGCUCACUCCCAAUGCCCCAAAGAACAAAAGACGGUUCGUGCCUUGGCCGGAUUUAUAUACGACGAGAUUCGGUUCGCCUCGGUUCAUGCGGUAAUCGCGGUUUUGGAAGAUAUUUGGAAGCGAGCGCCUAAUGAGACGAUGACUUGGAAUGAGAUGUUUGUGAACUUGAAUGAUCAGGCACUUGUGCUAUAG
Molecule: messenger RNA, 1416 nt
Organism: Fusarium pseudograminearum CS3096
Lineage: Eukaryota; Fungi; Ascomycota; Sordariomycetes; Hypocreales; Nectriaceae
Exons: 1
Coding region: 1-1416 (471 amino acids)
Biological process (GO): positive regulation of transcription by RNA polymerase II
Cellular component (GO): nucleus
Molecular function (GO): DNA-binding transcription factor activity, RNA polymerase II-specific; transcription cis-regulatory region binding; zinc ion binding
Source: RefSeq, a predicted model, not a curated record